AUGCACCUCAGGUGGCUCACGGGAUUCUUGCUGCUGGGUCUCGCCCAGGCAGACAACGACAACUCAGUUAUCUCGGAUAAGCAGGUCGCAAACCAAGAUCACUCUGCCACCACGGAUCCUUAUGCUACAACCCAAGCACCACCGCGUGGAGAGAAGCUCAGCCGUCGCAGAUGGUCUGUUACCUGCGACAGCAGCCAGUCGGGCAAUGAGUGUGAAAAGCUCUUCGACAACGACCUCCAGUCCUUCUGGUUAUCAGGAGCCGCGGGGGAAACCCAUGAAGUCACCAUCGAUCUCAGUCGGGCUGAAAACGUUCAUGCCAUUUCCGUGGUGUCGCGCCAGGAUGGCAAGACGGACGGGCAGAUCGCGGCCCAUCAGGUUUUCGUGAGCGGAGACAAGGAUAACUGGGGCGAACCGGUUGCUUAUGGGACAUGGUAUGAAGGCACAGGCGAGAAACUUGCCAUCUUCGAGCCUAAGGAAGGUCAAUACGUCCGCCUGGUGUCCCUCGGCAGCAAUGUGGCCAGUAUCUCGGAGCUGAACAUCUAUGAUGGUGCCGACCCCAAAACCGUCCCCAACGGAGGUGCCUGGGGCCCUACCAUUGACUUGCCUGUUGUGGCUGUCUCAGGCGCUGUCAUCCCCGAGACAAACGAGGUCCUUGUCUGGUCGUCAUGGGCAAAAGACGACUAUCUUCACUCUCGUGGGUACACCCUCACGGCCGUCUGGAAUAUGAACGACAACUCGGUCACCCAGCGCAAGGUCCAAGAGACACACCACGACAUGUUCUGCUCUGGCAUGUCUUACGACGGCAAGGGUGAAUUGCUUGUUACUGGUGGCAACAACGAUAAGUCUACUAGCAUAUUUGACCCAGCCUCCGGCAACUGGACGGAAGGUAAUACCAUGAUCAUUAGCCGCGGCUAUCAAGCCUCCGCAACUCUUGCCGAUGGUCGCGUGUUUAUCAUCGGUGGCUCUUGGAAUGGUGGUACGAAUUACGACAAGGACGGCGAGAUCUACGAUCCUAAUACCGAAAAAUUCAGCUUCCUAAAAAACGCUUUAGUGAAGCCCAUGUGGACGGACGACCAUGACUCUGGUUAUCGGCGCGAUAGUCAUGGCUGGCUCUUUGGAUGGAAGAACGACACUGUGUUCCAGGGCGGACCCAGCAAGAAUAUGAACUGGUAUUAUACCCAAGGAGAUGGCGACCAGAAGCCUGCAGGAACACGCGCCGAUGCCAACGAUUCUAUGUCUGGUAACGCGGUGAUGUUCGACGCAGUGAAUGGCAAAAUCAUCACCUUCGGCGGCUCGCCCUCUUACGAAAACUCGUACGCCACCACAGAUGCCUAUCUCAUUGAGAUCGACGAGCCAGGCUCUCAACCCAAGGUGACCGCAGCAAAGAAUCCCAACGGGGAGGGCAUGGCCUACGCCCGCACAUUCCACACUUCAGUGGUUCUCCCUGAUGGUGGUGUCUUCACUGCCGGUGGGCAGUCAUAUGGCGUCCCAUUCAACGACAGCAACGCACAUUUGACCCCCGAGUUGUACGAUCCUAAGACCAACCAGUUCAACGAACAGCAGCCCAACAGUAUUGUUCGCGUUUAUCACAGCAUUUCCCUCCUCCUUCCUGACGGCCGUGUCUUCAACGGUGGCAGUGGUCUGGGUGUCUCGGCCCCUACCAACCAUUUCGAUGCGCAGAUUUACAGCCCCCACUAUCUGUUCAAUCAAGACGGCUCACUCGCUACCCGUCCCACCAUCAACGGUGUGGCUAAUAAGAACCUCCGUGCCGGCGACAAGCUCAGCAUCGGCGCCAGUAUCGAUGUCAAAAAUGCAUCUCUAAUCCGCUACGGUACGACCACCCAUACUGUCAACACCGAUCAGCGCCGCAUUGCCUUAGAUUCGUGGACUGCGAAUGGAGAUUCGUAUGAAACUACUCUCCCUGCGGAUAGUGGUAUUCUUCUACCAGGUCCUUGGAUGCUGUUCAUCUUGAAUGACGACGGUGUCCCGAGCGUCUCUCAGACCAUCCACAUUCAGGUUUGA
Messenger RNA from Penicillium mononematosum, 2022 nucleotides. RefSeq names its product putative galactose oxidase. The transcript has a single exon. Gene Ontology annotation, molecular function: protein binding. The coding region runs from base 1 to 2022 and encodes 673 amino acids. NCBI's taxonomy places the organism in Eukaryota, Fungi, Ascomycota, Eurotiomycetes, Eurotiales, Aspergillaceae. The record is from RefSeq and is a predicted model, not a curated record.